Protopterus annectens (West African lungfish) is the source of this 5244-nucleotide messenger RNA. It is a transcript of the gene WASHC4, whose product is annotated as WASH complex subunit 4. Gene Ontology annotation, biological process: endosomal transport; endosome organization. Bases 63 to 3605 code for a protein of 1180 amino acids. The transcript has 37 exons. Lineage: Eukaryota; Metazoa; Chordata; Ceratodontiformes; Protopteridae. Gene Ontology annotation, cellular component: endosome; WASH complex. The record is from RefSeq and is a predicted model, not a curated record.
CGGGAGGUAUAGCGGCUGCUUAGGUCAACUUCUAGUGUAGCAGAACUGUGGUAUUUGUUGUCAUGGCGGUGGUGGAGACACCAUCCCCAGACUGGGAUUUUGACCGCUUUGAUGACGGCUCUCAGCAAAUCCAUGCUGAAGUGCAGCUGAAGAACUAUGGGAAAUUUCUGGAGGAGUACACUUCACAGCUGAAACACAUUCAGGAUGCCUUAGAUGAUUCUUUAGGAGAUGUCUGGGACUUCACAUUGGAUCCCAUAGCACUGAUGCUUCUGCCGUAUGAACAAGCCUCCCUUCUGGAACUUAUCAAGACUGAAAAUAAGGUCCUGAAUAAAGUUGUCACAGUGUACGCAGCACUGUGUUGUGAAAUAAAGAAGUUAAAGUAUGAGGCCGAGAAAAAGUUUUACAAUGGACUUCUGUUUUAUGGAGAAGGAGCAACUGAGUCAAGCAUGUUGGAAGGUGACUGUCAGAUACAGAUGGGGAGAUAUGUUUGUUUCUUACAGGAGUUAUCCUGUUUUGUGACAAGGUGCUACGAGGUGGUGUUGAACACUGUGCAUCAGUUGGCUGCUGUUUAUACCAGCAACAGAGCUGCAUCCAAAAUUAUAGAAACAUCCGGUGUUCAUUUCCAGGUGAGGCAACAAUUUUUGUUGGUGUAUGAGUAUCUGGGGAUCCUCCUCAGAACCAUCCUCAAAAUUGAGGAAAUCAUACGUAGACAUGCCUGGCUCAAGGACCACUGGUCACUCUGGAAGAGGUUGCUAAAGUCCGUUCAUCACAACCCUUCAAAGUUUGGAAUUCAGGAAGAUAAACUGAAGCCCUUUGAGAAAUUACUGCUAAAGCUAGAAAGUCAGUUGCUUGAUGGAAUGAUAUUUCAGGGUUGUGUAGAGCAGCAGUUUGACACAAUGAAUGGUGGAAUUCCAGUAUCCAAGAACAGUGCUUUUGCAGAAGAGUUUGCACAUAAUAUUCGCACAAUUUUUAGCAAUGUGGAAGCUAAAUUGGGUGAACCAUCUGAAAUUGAUCAGAGAGACAAGUACGUUGGUGUGUGUGCACUUUACGUAUUGCACUAUCAGAUAUUUAGAACUGCAGACAAAAAGUUGUUCAAGACUCUGUUAGAUGUUUGCAAGAAGGUACCUGCUAUCACAUUAACGGCCAAUAUUGUUUGGUUUGCGGAUAUGUUCCUGAACAGCAAAGUACCUGCUGUAGCAAAGCUGCUGGACAAAAAGAGCUUUGCUGCAGUUAAAGCACAGAGGGAGAGUUUUCUACAGCAAAAGAUUCAAACUCUCACCAGGGACGUACAGUCUUAUUAUGUUAUUGUGAAUUCCUGGAUGAUGAAGAUAGAGUCUGUUUUGUCUAAAGAACAGCAAACAGAAAAAUUUCCAGAAGACCUCAUCAACAGAUGUAAUAUUUUUAUACAGGGUAUUCUUUAUGCAUAUAGCCUCAGCACAGUAAUCAAAACUACAAUGAACCUCUUCAUGUUCAUGCAAAAGGCCAUGACAAAGACAUCUGUAAAGGCAUUAUGUAGACUUGUGGAGCUGUUGAAGGCCAUAGAGCAUACAUUCCAUCGAAGAACGAUGGUCGUUGCAGAUUCUGUUUCACACAUUUCACAGAAUUUACAGUUCCAGGCUCUAAAUGCAAUUGCUACUGCUAAGAAACGAGUGAUUUCUGACAAGAAGUACAGUGAGCAGCGCCUAGAUGUUUUGUCUGCCCUGGUCAUGGCUGAAAAUGCACUUAAUGGUCCCAGCACCAAAGAGAGAAGGCUCAUUGUGUCCCUAGCCCUAAGCGUUGGAACCCAGAUGAAAACCUUUAAAGAUGAAGAAUUGCAACUACUCCAGGUGGUUCUCAGAAAGCUGGACUUGAUUGGAGAGCUGAAAGAAAGAGUCCGGCUACAGUGCAACUGUAGCUUUUUGUAUUGGCAUCGUGCUGUCUUUCCUAUUUAUUUAGAUGACGUAUUUGAAAAUGCCAUUGAUGCAGCCCGAAUGCAUUACAUGUUCAGCGCUUUGAGAGACUGUGUUUCAUUUAUGGCAUAUGCGAGGCAUCUACAGUCUUCAGAGUUGCUUCUGGAAUCAUAUGACAAAGAAAUCAUGGAAGUAUUUCAUGAACAUUUGCUUGACAAGCUUUGCAAAGAAAUUGAAAAAGACCUACGUUUGUCGGUGCACACUCACUUGAAGCUGGAUGACAGAAAUCCGUUCAAAGUUGGCAUGAAAGACCUGGCACACUUUUUGUCCUUGAAACCAAUACGAUUCUUCAACAGACUUCUCGACAUCAAAGCUUAUGUAACACAUUACCUGGACAAGACUUUCUAUAAUUUGACAACAGUAGCUCUUCAUGACUGGGCUACAUAUAGUGAAAUGAGGAACUUGGCUGCUCAACGCUAUGGACUGAAGAUGGCUGAAGCCCACCUUCCAAGUCAGACCUUAGAACAGGGUGUCGAUGUUCUUGAGAUUAUGAGAAAUAUUCAUGUUUUUGUAUCACGUUAUCUCUACAAUCUUAAUAACCAGAUAUUUGUUGAAAAGACUAGUAACAACAAGCAUUUAAACACCAUCAACAUUCGACAUAUUGCAAAUUCAAUUCGCACUCAUGGUACAGGCAUCAUGAAUACGACAGUCAACUUCACAUUCCAGUUCUUAAGGAAGAAGUUUUAUAUCUUUAGUCAGUUUAUGUAUGAUGAACACAUAAAGUCAAGACUAAUCAAAGACAUCCGCUUCUUUAGAGAAACAAAAGAUCAAAAUGAUCAGAAGUAUCCUUUUGACAGAGCUGAAAAAUUCAACCGGGGCAUCAGAAAGCUAGGCAUAACACCUGAAGGGCUCAGCUACCUCGACCAGUUCAGACAGCUCAUCAGCCAAAUAGGAAAUGCUAUGGGCUACGUGCGAAUGAUCCGAUCAGGUGGGCUUCACUGCUGUAGUAAUGCUAUAAGGUUUGUUCCAGAUAUUGAAGACAUUGUAAAUUUUGAGGAGUUAGUGAAAGAGGAGAAUCUUUCAGAAGAAACUCAGAAUGCAGCUAGACAGUUGGAUCUUGUUCUAAGUGACCUCACUCGGAAUUCUGCAGAAGGUACAGAGUAUUUCAAAAUGCUAGUGGAUGUGUUCUCACCUGAAUUUCGAAGUCCAAAGAACAUGCAUCUGCGCAAUUUUUAUAUUAUUGUACCACCCCUGACACUGAAUUUUGUGGAGCAUUCCAUCAGCUGUAAGGAAAAGCUGAAUAAGAAAAACAAAGUUGGUGCUGCUUUUACAGAUGACGGAUUUGCCAUGGGUGUGGCAUACAUCCUUAAACUGUUGGAUCAGUACCAGGAGUUUGAUUCACUGCACUGGUUCCAGUCAGUCCAAGAGAAGUACAUGAAGGAAAAGAAAGCUGUUGUAAAGCAGCAAAAUGUGCAGUCAACCAAUCAGGAUGAAAAGCUGAUGCAAACCAUGAACCUAACGCAGAAACGAUUGGAUAUAUAUUUACAGGAAUUUGAGCUGCUUUAUUUUUCACUAAGCAGUGCAAGAAUUUUCUUUCGGGCAGACAAAACUGCAGCAGAAGAAAGCCUGGAAAAGAAGGAAAAAGAAGAAGAAACUGCUAAGACAAAUAAUGGUGCUCUGUCAAGCAACACCUUAACGGAUUCUGGUAUGAAAUGACUGCCAUCAUUGGACUGGAUCAGAUCAACAUCACCACAGCUGUCCUGCUUGAUUUUUGCUCUUGAUGAUUCUGUAACAUUCAUUCUAAUGCACAAGUGCUUGAUUCUCUUUAAAAAAUGAUUACAUAAAACUGAUUCUUAUAUUCAAGUGCUUGAUUUUGUGUCCAGCCACUCCUGUUAUUAUCUCAACAGCACUGUCUGGUUGCACAUAGCUUUUGAAAACUGAUCACUGUGACAGACGUAAUCUCCUCAUUAUUUUGCACUUUCUUUUCUUAAACCAUUUUUUUCCAAAUUGUUGACAUCUUGGCACCUGUUUUUCAAAUUUGUACAGGCCUUGCCUAAAUUCAUCCAUAUCUUUGGCAUUCUUUUUUUAUUGUUCUGUGCUCCAUGCUGCCUAUAUUUGCUCCUGACUGGAAGAGAUAACACUUCAUCCCCCUGCCUGCUGAACAGUACAUAAUGUGUAAUAUGCAUAUGUAAUCACACAAAGCCUGAUAAUUGUGCAGCAGUAUUAGAUUAUUUUGUUCUGUUAGUUUUAAUUUUUGAGUUGCCCACCCUCCCAAACAAGGAUUUUUUCAGCUUAUCCUGACUCCCCAUGUUUUGAACAGUAUGCAGUUUUGCUUGUGCUACAUCAGUGUAUUAUAUAAUUUUUGAAGUCAGCAUGUACUAAAAUAAUAUACUACACUUUUUUAAUUAGCACUUUUGAAUGAGUAAUUUUGUUGCAGCACUCAGUAUAACUAGUGUGUAUGCUAACAAUUACAAGAACCUGGUGUAUAUACAACUUUUAUCGCAUUGAAAACGAGCAUUUUUAAGCUGGUAUGUUAUGUUUGUGCCACAAUGUUGCAAAUUAUUCAUGCUAAGACUGCCUAAAAUCAGUUGACAGUAAAAUUUGUCCAUUACAAAUCAGAUGAUUACUACAUUGUAAAUUACCAUAAUUCUGGAGUAACUUGUUAAUAUUUUUACUUUAUACCUGAUUUCUGUAAUAGACAUCAUGUCUGUAUCACUGAAAAUGUGAAUGUAUCUGUUUUAUUUUAGCCACAGUUAACGAAACAUCUUCCAUCAGUAAUGUGCAAAGUAACAAUGGAGGUGCCAGAAGUGCUCCUCCCACUGCUUCACCUCUGCCUCCUGUUGCCCUUCCUUUGCCUCCCUCACCUCUGCCUCCUUCAUUUUGAACUUUGAGGAUACAGGUGAAAGUCUUUUACUGGAAUUGUAACAAAACCAGUCACAAUGGUAGCACAUGUGCCUAAGCUGUAAAAAGAAACUUAGUAAUAGAAAUAUUGGUUUCAUAUUUUUAACUAUGACAGACAAGCAUGAUUGAGAUGAUGUGGUUACAAAUGGUUUAGAAUGGACAGUAUUUUGUAAAUUCUAACAAUAUACAUGAAAUACAGAUUAUUACUUUCUGACUUUGUUUAGGACAAGAGUUAGUAGAUAGUAUACUGCUUUCUUUUGAAAUAUAUGUAUAGCUUAUAAAUUAACUGUGUAAAAUGCUCAGGAUUAAUGGACCAAAUGUAUGUUCAUAUUGUGUAAUUUCUAACUUGGUUUUGUAAAAAAAAAAAAAGAAAGAAAGAAACCAUAUAACUGCGUUAUGUUCUUAUUCAUUGUAAAUAUAAAUUGAUAGUGUUAAUAAAUACAUCAAGAAAUUA